AUACCUUGAAGUUGUUGGGUGGUCUGCAAGAAAUCUUUUUGAACCACCCAGAUGUGGAGCCACGACAUUUAUCAUCAAAGAAAUUGUCACCCUGUUAAAUAACUACAUCCAGAACACACCACUGGCGCCCCUAUCCCUGAAAAUUGUAUUCACUCUCCCCCAUCUCUUCCUCCAAAAAGCACACCCAAAAACCAAACAAGCCGAAAAUAUCGAGGCAUUAAGAAGGCGAGUUGCCUUGUGGCAAACUAACGAGUUAGAUGCCCUCCUUGGAGAAGCCAGAGCCAUACAGGAGAGGCUCCCCGGACCCCAACAAAACAACACCUCCACAGAAGACAGGGCCCGGAAGUUUGCAGACAAAAUGCGACAAGGCAAUGUUGCGUCUGCAACACGAACCUUGUCAGAAAAUUCCACACGGGGUGUGCUUCCACUCACCAGGGACACGAUCAAUCAACUCAAGGAAAAACAUCCUCCACCGAGUGACCUGAAGGGACUGAGACUGGCAGGAUGUCACCAACCACCGAAUCCAGUUAUAUACGAAAGGAUAACAGGAGAGAUGGUGUGGAAGAAGGCCCUCCAGACUCGUGGCAGCGCGGGGCCCCCAGGACUUGAUGCACAGGGAUGGCGAAGCUUGCUGAGCAGCGCCAACUUUGGCAAUGCAGCUGGUGACUUGCGCAACACCAUUGCAGCAAUGGCAAGAAAACUCGCCUCCUCCAGCUGCCACUAUGUGGACGCCCUGACGGCAUGCCGCCUCAUUCCCCUGGACAAGAGGCUGGGAUGCAGGCCUAUAGGAGUCGGAGAAGUCCUGCGGCGCAUCGUAGGCAAAUGCAUCAUGGCUGUCGUCAAAGAAGACGUGAGAAUGGCAGCAGGGAACCUCCAAGUUUGUGCGGGGCAGCAGGCAGGAGGAGAAGCAGCAGUCCAUGCCAUGCGGGAGAUAUUCGACCACGUGGAGUGCGAAGCAGUGCUUCUUGUUGACGCCAAAAAUGCCUUCAACACAAUAAAUAGAAAGACUAUGAUACACAACAUUAAAACCAAGUGCCCUAGCUUAGCUAUGUAUGUCGAAAAUACCUAUACAUACCCGACCGACUUAUACAUAAAUAGCCACAGUGGAAAAGUGAAAGUGUUAAAAUCAUCUGAGGGAACAACACAAGGUGACCCAAUAGCCAUGGCUAUGUACGCCCUGGGCCUAUCAGUCCUCCAAAAUGAAAUCGCGUUCGCAGAAACACGGGUGAAACAGGUGGCUUAUGCGGAUGACCUCUCAGGUGCUGGUAAAAUCUCAGACUUAAAAGGGUGGUGGGACACUGUGAACACCGCCGGCCCUGAGAUAGGAUACAUCCCUAACGCCACCAAGUCUGUUCUUAUUGUCAAACCUGAACAUUAUGACCAUGCCGCAGAAACUUUUAGAGGAAGUGGCGUCAUUGUGACAAAAGACGGACAACGACACUUAGGUGCAGUGAUCGGGACAGAGGUAUAUCAGAAGGAGUACGUGGGAGACAAAGUAGCUGAAUGGGUGAAGGAAAUAGAAGCUUUGUCUGCCAUUGCCAAGACUGAGCCACACGCUGCCUAUUCAGCGUACACCCACGGCAUCCAACAUCGGUGGACGUUCCUGAUGCGCACCAUCCCCGGCAUCAGUCCACUCCUCCGACCACUGGAAAAUGCCGUCAAGAAUGUAUUCUUGCCGGCGCUGGUGAAAUCUCAUGCUUUGGGGGAGGAGGAGAGGGAUAUGUUAGCACUUCCCCCAAGACUGGGUGGGAUGGGGAUCACCAACCCUGAGAAGCUGACAGAUAAGGAGAACCAAAACUCCAUCACCCUUACCAGGUCACUCAUCAACAGGAUCAUCGCUCAGGAGGCAGAGGGCGAAAUAGACCAAACAGAAAUAAGAGAUAUUAAAAGAAAAAUCUCAGAAGAAAGGCAACAGGCCCAAAAAGACGAGCUGGACCGUCUUACACACCACCUGUCCACAGAAAUGAGUAGAAAAAUACACACAGCACAGGAGGCAGGCGCCUCUAACUGGCUAACGUCAUUACCAAUCAGAGCAAAGGGCUUCAGUCUCAACAAACAAGAAUUUGUCGACGCCAUUGCUCUGAGAUAUGGCUGGCCGAUUGAGGGACUGCCUGAUCUCUGUGCAUGUGGAUCACCAAAUGAUGUCACCCACACCAUGACAUGUAAAAAAGGAGGCUUCGUCUGUAUUCGACACGAUGAAGUGAGGGAUCUGACAACCAGCAUGCUCGGGGAGGUAUGCCAAGACGUCACUACCGAGCCGGCACUGCUUCCCCUGGACGGCGAACACCUUCGGUACAGGACAGCCAAUACCUCACAGGAGGCACGGGUAGAUGUAAGUGACCGCGGAUUCUGGGUGCGCGGACAGCGGGCGUUCAUGGACAUCCGCAUAUUCGACCCGAUGGCUGCCUGUCACCGUGAGCUGCCCCUGCAAGCCGCCCACCACAGGAACGAGCAGGAGAAGACAAGGGCAUACGGUGAAAGAAUCCAACAUGUGGAUCAGGGCAGCUUCACCCCCUCGUCUUCAUCACAUCCGGCGGGAUGGGUCCCAGGGCCCAAUGCUUCUACGCACGCCUCGCGGAACUAGUCUCAGAAAAGAAGCAUCAGCCAAGGAGUCACGUUGUCGCCUGGAUGAGGUGUCGCCUCUCGUUCUCCCUGCUCAGGUCGGCCAUCCUAUGUCUCAGGGGCACCAGACACUCUGACCCAAAAGCCACCAACAUCUCCAAUAUGGACUAUGAAGCCACAGUGGUGGAGAGUGACAUUAGGGUGGGUCGGGAGUGACUUGAGUAGGGAAGGAAAGGGGGAUCUAGACGUAAUAGAUGAUAGGUGAUUUAGUGUCAGGUAGUAUUAGUGAUAUGGUUGGAUGCCACAGUCAUUAGCGAACAGAGUUGGGGCUAAUGACCUCCAAGCUAUGGAGCCCUCCAUGAUUAUGUGUCGGGAAAAUAAACAUGGGUGGAGGUAUCAUUUAUGUAGUAGUAGAA
Eriocheir sinensis (Chinese mitten crab) is the source of this 2978-nucleotide messenger RNA. RefSeq lists its product as uncharacterized. NCBI's taxonomy places the organism in Eukaryota, Metazoa, Arthropoda, Malacostraca, Decapoda, Varunidae. The record is from RefSeq and is a predicted model, not a curated record. The transcript has 2 exons. Bases 359 to 2584 code for a protein of 741 amino acids.